UCAAUUUUCUUCUUUUUCCAGGCGUGUUGGGAAGGUAGUUCAGAGAGAGUGUCGGCGAACAUGGUGGGGGCUGUGGUGGAGAAUCUGAGUGGGCGGAAGCUGGCUGUGCUUGGUGGACUUCUGGUGACAGCUCAGGUUACCUGCUUCCUCCUUGGUGGCAUCAGAACUCCUGCGCCUUCAGGCACAAUCCAGUCUUUGACAACCAAAUGUCUGGAUCCUGUGAAGGACGGUAGUCACGAUACGUGGUUCAUCCCGUGGCCGACGGACAGAUUUGGUGAAACCCUGUGCGAACGAUUGGAACACAUCGACGAAGCCUUAGGCAGAAAUGUAACGGCGAGGCAAAUUGUGUUCGCAAGCAAGCUCCCGCAUCGGAAGGAAAAUGCGACGCUGGAUUUUUCCCGUUGGCAGCAAAACCUGAUCGGUGUGCUGCAGGUAGAUGUGGAGUACGAGCCGGAGCGGAACAUGGCCGUGCUGCAGGUAGAACUCACUAUGGACCUCCGCCUUGGUUAUCGGAACAAGCGAGAUUCCGAGUGGCAUUUGUUGGCUGAAUCAACGGAGACGCGGACGCUACGGUGCAGUGUGGAGAACAGCCAGAAGGAGGAGGUGAUGGGCUUGAAGCGACGUCAUGCGUACGACUGUGACAUGAUCCCGUUGUUCGAACUGGGCAAUAUCCACCACGACUUUUACCUGCUGAACAUCCGGCUUCCGUCAGAGUUGAUGGACGGACGCAAGGUGAAUCAGAACCUGGGGCGUCUGUCGGACCUAACGUUGACUGUGAUCCACGGCAACGGUGGGUUUGUCAAAAAGUGGCUAGCCAUGAAGUCCGCCUUUCUUCCGAUUGUUUCGGCUGCUGCGGCCUGGUUUUGGGCCCGAGUCUUGAAGCUGCAUCGCGCUCCUUCCUUGCUUGAAUCCAUGUUGCUUGCCCUUGGCGUGGCGCUGAGCGUGUUGAACGUGCCUCUGGAGCUGCUGUCACUGGUCUUUGAUACUCCAUGGAUGCCGCUGGUGUCGGACAUGCGUCAGGGACUGUUUUAUGCCACGCUGCUCUCGUUUUGGCUCGUGUUUGCCGGAGAACAUCUCAUGGACGACGUGGAACGCAAUAAGCUGAGCGAGUACAGGAAGAACCUUUUAUCCGUUGGGCUUGGCUGUCUCAGCUUGUUUGUGUUUGACAUGUGCGAGCGAGGCACGCAGUUACGGAACCCAUUCCAGUCUAUUUGGCGGACACGGGUUGGCGCCAAUUGCGCCCUCGCUUUUAUUGUCAUGGCUGCCAUCUCCGCCAUUGUCUACUUCGUCUUCCUCUCGUAUCUCAUACUGAAGGUUUUUCUCAACAUUUCGUCUAAGCGGUCUGCCCUGCCGGCCAUGUCUUCCCUCAGAAGGAUGCAUUACGAGGGGAUUAUCUACCGAUUCAAGUUCUUGAUGUUGUUCACGCUGCUGUGCGCCGCGAUGACGGUUGUGAGCUUCAUCAUAGGGCAAGUUUCGGAAGGCGAAUGGAAGUGGGAGGAUGAUGCGCAAAUCGACAUUCAGUACACGUCUGCUUUCUUCACGGGUGUCUACGGCAUGUGGAAUAUCUACGUCUUGUCACUCCUGGCACUCUACGCUCCUUCACAUAAGCGCUGGCCACAAGAAUCCGAUACCCUGAGUGUCAGUGGAGAACAGUUGGAGUUCAGCAGGUUGCCAACGGAACCGACGGAUGCACCCGGUCUUCAAGACCUGCUGCAGAAGCAAUCAUUGGACUAG
Messenger RNA from Notodromas monacha, 1734 nucleotides. Lineage: Eukaryota; Metazoa; Arthropoda; Ostracoda; Podocopida; Cyprididae. The record is from the annotation of a GenBank genome assembly.